This is a messenger RNA of Penicillium macrosclerotiorum, 837 nucleotides long. RefSeq lists its product as uncharacterized. The transcript is spliced from 3 exons. Lineage: Eukaryota; Fungi; Ascomycota; Eurotiomycetes; Eurotiales; Aspergillaceae. The record is from RefSeq and is a predicted model, not a curated record. Bases 1 to 837 code for a protein of 278 amino acids.
AUGUACUUCACGACUGCAACGGCCCUGACCGUCUCGAGCCUGUUGCUCGCGGCUGGCUCAGCCACCGCCGAAUCCUUCCAAGUGUUGGCUCCCCGCACGGCGAGUAUGACCCUCGUAGGUUGCUAUAGCAGCAAGGAGGGUCUCACCAAUCAAACCUCCUACACCUUCCAAAGUUCAGGAUGGUGCUUGGACCGCUGUGUUGGUUAUAAUGCCGCUGUCUUUGCAUUGACUGGCGGAUCGGAUUGUCUGUGUGGCGAGGAACUCCCUCCAUCGUCGGAUAAGGUAUCCUCGGGGAAAUGCAGCACAGCCUGUGACGGCUGGCCUCAAGAUAUGUGUGGUGGUGAUGGAUUUUAUUCAAUUUACACAACCGGCUUGGUGUCCAAGGUCUCGACGGUCUCAGACUCGUCCUCGACCUCGAGUGAUAAUUCGACCUCAACCACGACUGAUUCCACGGCCGCCUCUGUCUCGACUGGCGCCGGUGGUGAGACUAUUGUGGUGACCGCUGCCAGUGACAACAAAGCGGAGAACGAGUCUCAAAAGACCAAAUCUAGCCAUAACACAGCCGCCAUUGCCGCUGGUGUCGUGGUUGGCGUGGUUGGUGUGGCCGCUCUGGCAGGUGGUGCCUGGUUCUUCUAUCGCUCUAAGAAGCAAAAGGCCGAAUCUGGUUUCCGGGGUACGGCCGGUGGCUAUGGCCGCGACUCGCAGCCUCCAUCAAUGUCAGAUUCCCGAUUUGAUGGUGAUUAUAUGGCACAGCGCCGCCAGAGCAAUGGCAGUAUUGAUGAUGAUCACGACUUUUCCCGUCGCAUUCUUCAGGUUACCAACCCCGAUCGUCGUUAA